Mirounga angustirostris (Northern elephant seal) is the source of this 2856-nucleotide messenger RNA. RefSeq names its product serine/threonine kinase 24 (gene STK24). Bases 717 to 1832 code for a protein of 371 amino acids. The record is from RefSeq and is a predicted model, not a curated record. Gene Ontology annotation, molecular function: protein serine/threonine kinase activity; ATP binding. NCBI's taxonomy places the organism in Eukaryota, Metazoa, Chordata, Mammalia, Carnivora, Phocidae. The transcript has 10 exons. Gene Ontology annotation, cellular component: cytoplasm. Gene Ontology annotation, biological process: protein phosphorylation; negative regulation of cell migration.
CAAGCGGCCCGGCCCCAGCGCCCACUCAGUCCCCUCCUCCCUACGCCGGGCGCCGGGGCCGAGGCCCCCUCCCCGCACUCGUGCGCCGGCCUCCUCCCGGCCCCGCUCGGCCGGCAGGGAGCGGGGGGCAGCCGGCGGGAGGCGCUCGGACCCCCGCCAGGACCCCCGCCCGCCCGGCAGGCGGCGGCGCUGGCUGCGGCCUAGGGCGCCGGGCGGCCGCGAGCCUCCUCCCCCUCCCGGAAGCGCGGGGCGGGGUCCCCGGCCGGGCCGCGGGGGCGGGAGCGGGGGCCGGGCCGGGGCGGGGCGCGCUGGGCUCGGCGCUCGCGGGCUCGGCGGGCUGUGCGCGCCCACUCCGGCUCCAGGCGGCCAGCGCGCGCGGGCCCAGGCCGCCGGGCUCCAGCCGAGCAGCGGCGGUAGCGGCGGUAGCGGCAGCGGCAGCGGCAGCUCGCGGCGAGUCCCCGCGCCCCUCGCAGCCCCUCCCCGGCGCGGCGCAUGGAGACGCGGCCCGCAGCCCGCCGCUGAGCCCGCCGCCCGGCCCGGGACCCGCCGGGGCUGGGGUGGCCUCAGACUCCGACCGGCCCCCGCCGAAGCCGGACUCGGGCUUGGCCGGCCGCCCCCGCCGCCCCCAGGGCUGCGCGCGGCCCGCGGGCCUCGUCGCCCGCGCGGAUCGCCGCGGCCCGGCCGUCCCGUCCCAGGAAGUGGCCGUCCUGACCGCCAUGGCUCACUCCCCGGUGCAGUCGGGCCUGCCCGGCAUGCAGAACCUGAAAGCAGAUCCAGAAGAGCUUUUUACAAAACUGGAGAAAAUUGGAAAGGGCUCUUUUGGUGAGGUGUUCAAAGGCAUUGACCUUCGGACUCAGAAAGUGGUUGCCAUAAAAAUCAUUGAUCUGGAAGAAGCAGAAGAUGAGAUAGAGGACAUUCAACAAGAAAUCACAGUGCUGAGUCAGUGUGACAGUCCAUAUGUAACCAAAUAUUAUGGAUCCUAUCUGAAGGACACUAAAUUGUGGAUAAUAAUGGAAUACCUUGGUGGAGGCUCCGCACUAGAUCUUUUAGAACCUGGCCCUUUAGAUGAGACUCAGAUUGCUACCAUAUUAAGAGAAAUACUGAAAGGACUUGAUUAUUUGCAUUCGGAGAAGAAGAUUCAUAGAGAUAUUAAAGCUGCCAAUGUUCUGCUCUCUGAGCACGGCGAGGUGAAGCUGGCCGAUUUCGGGGUGGCGGGCCAGCUGACGGAUACCCAGAUAAAAAGGAAUACCUUCGUGGGCACCCCUUUCUGGAUGGCGCCCGAGGUCAUUAAACAGUCAGCCUACGACUCAAAGAGACCCACCGCUAAGGAGUUACUGAAGCACAAGUUUAUAAUACGCAAUGCAAAGAAAACAUCCUACUUGACUGAGCUCAUCGACAGGUACAAGAGAUGGAAGGCCGAGCAGAGCCACGAAGACUCCGGCUCUGAAGACUCAGACACGGAAACGGAUACGGACAGCCAGGCCUCUGGAGGCAGCGACUCUGGGGACUGGAUCUUCACUAUCCGAGAGAAAGAUCCAAAGAGUCUUGAGAAUGGAGCUCUUCAGCCUUCAGACUUAGAAAGAAAUAAGAUGAAAGACAUCCCAAAGAGGCCUUUCUCUCAGUGUUUAUCUACAAUUAUUUCUCCUCUGUUUGCAGAGCUGAAGGAGAAGAGCCAGGCGUGCGGAGGUAACAUGGGCUCCAUAGAGGAGCUGCGAGGGGCCAUCUACCUGGCGGAAGAGGCCUGCCCGGGGAUCUCGGACACCAUGGUGGCCCAGCUCAUCCAGCGGCUGCAGAGAUACUCUCUAAGUGGUGGAGGAACUUCAACCCACUGAAAUUCCUUUGGCAUUUGGGGUUUUGUUUUUUUUUCUUCUUCCUCCUCCUCCUCCUCCGAAAACGUCCACGAGAGCCUUUGCUGACCCCGCUGCCGCGGUGUGCCAUCCAGGGGCCCCCCCGCCCCCCCCGCACCGCCCCCCCGGCCCCGGGGCGUGCGGCCCUCCCUCGCCGGCCUCCGCCGGACGGACACGCUCAGCGGGGUGGGGAGGGUCGGCUCCUGCAAGCGAUCAUUUUAUUUUCUUGUUCUUGUUUUUUAAUUUUAGCCAUUGUGCACAUAUCAAGGAAAGUGUCUUUAAAAACAAAAACAAACCCUGAAAUGUAUAUUUGGGAUCAGGACAAGGCAACUGAAGAAAUGAAAUCUCAGGUACCCUGCUUUAAGUGGGUGACUCCCCCCCCCGCGGGAGACGGAGAAUCGCUCUGGUGGGUCAGUGUACAGAUUUGUAUAUAGUGUCAUUUUUACGGAAACCCUUUUGGCGUGCAUAAGGAAUCACUGUGUACAAAUUGGCCACGUGCUUCUGUAGAUAAUGUCAGUGGAGUAAAUAUUUGACAGGCCAUAACUUGAGUCUAUUGCCUUGCCUUUAUUACAUGUAAAUUUUGAAUUCUGUGAUCAGUGAUUUGGGUUUUAUUUUGUAUUUGCAGGGUUUGCCGUUAAUACUCCUUCAUGCCCCUCUUACGGAACACUCCUCUUUGUCCCUCCGCAAAUGCCCGUCCCCCUCUUGUUUGCCCGGCGGCCCUUUGGGUACACGCACAGGUUGAUUUCCUUUCAUUUGAUGGUACUAUUUCUUAGUGUUUUGAAUUGGAACAUAUCUUGCCUCAUGAAGCUUUAAAUUAUUAUUUUAAGUUUCUCCCCGAUGAAGUGCUCUCGUCUUAACGUUUGUUUGGAAUCGUACCACUGCUGGCCCCACGCCCGCCUCCCGUCCUUCCCAGUAGGACUCCUGUCGUGCUCGUAGUGAAACCCGCGUGUCAUCUUGCCCACCUAAAAAUGUCUGAAUGCUUACACGAAUAAAUUUUAUAACACACUUA